Messenger RNA from Chrysochloris asiatica (Cape golden mole), 6879 nucleotides. RefSeq names its product dopey family member 2 (gene DOP1B). The transcript has 36 exons. The coding region runs from base 1 to 6879 and encodes 2292 amino acids. Gene Ontology annotation, biological process: Golgi to endosome transport. Gene Ontology annotation, cellular component: endosome; trans-Golgi network. Lineage: Eukaryota; Metazoa; Chordata; Mammalia; Afrosoricida; Chrysochloridae. The record is from RefSeq and is a predicted model, not a curated record.
AUGGAUCCAGAAGAGCAAGAACUAUUCAAUGACUACAGAUACAGGAAUUACUCCUCCGUGAUUGAGAAGGCUUUAAGAAAUUUCGAGUCUUCAAGUGAGUGGGCGGAUCUCAUCUCUUCCCUUGGCAAGCUCAAUAAGGCUCUUCAGAGCAACCUGAAAUAUUCCUUGUUGCCAAGACGGCUCAUUAUCAGCAAACGACUAGCUCAGUGUUUGCAUCCAGCUUUGCCCAGUGGGGUGCACUUGAAAGCCCUAGAAACCUAUGAGAUUAUCUUCAAAAUUGUCGGGACCAAAUGGCUGGCCAAAGACUUGUUUCUAUACAGCUGCGGCCUGUUUCCACUCCUGGCAAACGCGGCAAUGUCUGUGAGGCCCGUGCUGCUCAGCCUGUAUGAGAAGUACUUCCUCCCACUGCAGAAGCUGCUCAUGCCCAGCCUCCAGGCCUUCAUCACAGGUCUGCUGCCGGGCCUGGAGGAGGGCUCCGAGAUCUACGACAGAACCGAUGCUUUGCUACUGAGGCUGUCUCUGGUGGUGGGCAGGGAGGUGUUCUACACUGCUCUUUGGGGAAGCGCCCUGGCCAGCCCAACGGUGCGCCUCCCUGCCUCACUCUUUGUCGUGGGCCACAUCAACCGCCACACACCUGGCAAGGAGCAGACGUUCAUGCUGGGGACUGAUUACCAACUGACGGUAAAGUCUUUAUGUGCAUCACUGUUAGACUCAAACGUUCUGGUGCAGAGAAAUAAUUUGGAGAUUGUCCUGUUCUUCUUCCCAUUUUAUACCUGCCUGGAUCCUGAUGAGAGAGCCAUUCCUCUGCUCAGAUCUGACAUCAUCCAUGUUCUGUCAUCCGCCACCCAGACCCUCCUGAGGAGAGAAAUGUCUUUAAACAGAAGACUCUAUGCGUGGCUACUAGGUUCAGAUAUUAAAGGAAACACUGUGGUGCCGGAAUCAGAUAUCUCAAAUUCUUAUGAAGACCAGUCAUCUUACUUUUUUGAAAAGUACUCCAAGGAUCUGUUAGUUGAGGGCCUGGUUGAAAUAUUGCACCAGAACUUCUCAGGUGUUGAUGUGGAGGAACGCCAUCAGGCUUACCUAAAACCUUUCCGUAUCCUGGUCAGCCUGCUGGACAAGCCGGAAAUAGGGCCGCAAGUGGUUGAGAACUUGUUUCUGGAAGUGAUCAGGGCCUUCUAUUCUUACUGCAAAGAUGCUCUAGGCUCAGACCUUCAGCUGAGCUACACACAAAGUGGAAACUCACUGAUUAGUUCAAUAAAAGAAAACAGAAAUGCCUCUGAGAUUGUUAAGACAGUGAAUUUGCUGAUCAAUUCCCUGAGCACAGACUUUCUCUGGGAUUAUAUGAUGAGGUGCUUUGAGGAUUGCUUUAGGCCAGCGAAGCAAGGUAACUCGGUCUGGAAAAGCUUCAGCUCUCCCCCCACGGUCUCAGAGCUCUGCACCCUGCUUGUCUUCCUGCUGGAUGUUAUUCCCUUGGAGCUUUACUCAGAGGUGCAAACCCAGUAUCUCCCGCAGGUACUCAACUGCAUGCUGCAGCCCCUGGCUGAGAACUUGGAGUCUCUGAGUUUAUCCGAGCUCACACAGGCCUUAAAGACAUGCUUCAAAGUACUCAACAAGGUCCAGAUGCCACCUUCCUACCUGGACACAGAGCCAGCAAGCGAGAGCUCGAGUCCAGUGAAAGUCGACAACAGGGAAAUCCUUAUAGAAACAAAGGCUGUGAUUCCAGGUGAUGAAGACACCCCGUUUCCUCCGCUGAAAUCGGAAGACAGUGGGAUCGGGCUGAGUGCGUCAUCACCGGAGCUCUGUGAGCACCUGAGGACCCCUAGGGUCUCCCCAGGAAGAGAUGAUGUUUGGAAGAAAGGUGGAAACAUGCAGCAGACCUUGCAUUACAUCCAAGAGCUCAUCACAAACUUUGCCAACAAGCACAUUUUUGGGGUCCCACUAACAGCCUCUGGGGAAGAAGACAAGUCCGAAGAGCCUGCAGGCAACAGGGACAAGAGCAGGACCCGGAACGCCAUUGCUGAGGAUGCUGGCAGGAAGAACUCGUGGGAUGCCAAGUCCAUCACUGUGCCCCAGUUCAAGCAGAUGCUUUCAGACUUGUUCACGGUCCGAGGGUCUCCGUUUAAGAUGAAAAGUUCAACUUCCCCAUCAUCUUUGCCCAGUAGCCCUUUCAAGAAAAAGGAAGGAGAAUGGGAUGUUACCCAGGUGGUCAUUGACCUGGGGGGCUCACGGGAAGACUGCAGGGAGGCCUUCGCUGCUGCCUGCCACCUGCUGCUGGACUGCGCCACCUUCCCUGUCUACCUGUCUGAGGAGGAGAUGGAGCUGCUCUGCCAGACGCUCUUCCAGCCUCCUGGAGAAUGUGACUCCAGUUUUCCAUCUUGGCUGAGAUCCCUUAUGACCAUUGGCUGCUGCGUGACCGACUGUUACCUACAAAAUGUGGCCAUCUCCACACUGCUGGAGGUGAUCAACCAUUCGCAGUCCCUAGCGCUCGUCAUUCAGGACAAGAUGAAGCGCUAUAACAGCUCUGGACACAACCCAUUUUUUGGCAAGCUGCAGAUGGUCACAGUUCCUCCGAUCGCUCCUGGGAUAUUGAAAGUCAUCUCAGAGAAAACAGAUUUCUACCAGAGGGUGGCCCGUGUGCUUUGGGGUCAGCUGAAUAAGGAGACCCGGGAACACCACAUCACCUGCGUUGAGCUCUUCUACCGCCUGCAUUGCUUGGCUCCAACAGCAAAUAUCUGCGAGGACAUCAUCUGUCAUACCCUCCUGGACCCUGACAAGGGGACACGGUUGGAAGCACUCUUUCGAUUUUCCGUGAUAUGGCACCUGACCAGAGAGAUCCAGGGCAGUCGAGUCACCUCUCACAAUCGCUCCUUCGACAGGUCCUUGUUUGUCGUGCUGGACAGCCUGGCCUGCUCAGAUGGUGCCAUUGGUGCAGCAGCCCAGGGCUGGCUGGUGCGGGCACUCUCCCUUGGGGACGUGGCACGCAUCCUGGAGCCCGUGCUCCUGCUCCUUCUCCAGCCCAAGACCCAGAGGACCUCCAUCCACUGCCUCAAGCAGGAUAACUCGACAGAAGACUUGCACCGUUGGUUCAACAGGAAGAAAACCUCCUUCAAGGAGGCUUGCGGAGCACCUGAGCUUCCAGGAGGCAGCUCUGAGGAAAACCUGCCUCUGAGUCAGUUCACUACCGUCGACCGAGAAGCCAUGUGGGCAGAAGUGGAGAAGGAGCCAGAGAAUUGCCCAGCCCACAGGGAGCUGAGUGAGGAGGACCUCCCCCGCUAUGUGGACCUGCCGGACGGGCCUGAGAGCAGCGAGCACACUGAGUCUGCAGACACGAGCUCAGGGCAUACGGACAGUGAGAACACCUCUUCCUUCUCAUCUCCUUUCCGGGACCCGCGGGAGCUGAGCAGCGAUGAGAACUGCUGUGCCCCCAUCCCCUCAGUUGGCAGGGCUUACGCCAAACGCCCAGCUCUGCUAACUGCCUUCCAAUUGGAAAACUUGAAGUCCAGUGCCAAGUUAAGCCUGGUGCGCAUGGACUCAGACAAGACCCAGGCCUCAGAGUCGCUGUCCAGCGACGACGAGGCUGACCUAGAGCUGCAGGCGCUCAGCAAGUCCCGGCUGCUGAAGCAGCAGCGGGAGCGGCAGGAGACCCUGGAGGCCCUGUUCAAGCACAUCCUGCUCUACCUGCAGCCCUAUGACUCGCGGCGUGUCCUCUAUGCCUUCUCAGUGCUGGAGGCUGUGCUCAAGACCAACCCCAAGGAGUUCAUCGAGGCCGUGUCCAGGACCAGCAUGGACACCAGCUCCACCGCGCACCUGAACCUCAUCUCCAACCUCCUCGCGCGCCAUCAGGAGGCCCUGGUGGGCCAGAGUUUCUAUGGGAAACUGCAGACCCAGUCCCCCAACGUGUGCCCACACUCCCUGCUGAUCGAGCUCCUCACCUACCUCUGCCUGAGCUUUUUACGCUCCUACUAUCCAUGCUAUCUAAAGGUCUCCCACCGGGACAUACUUGGCAACCGGGAUGUGCAGGUCAAGAGCGUAGAGGUGCUCAUCAGAGUGAUGACACAGCUAGUCUCCAUGGCCAAGUGUUCAGAAGGGAAGAACGUGGACUUCAUCCACAACUUGCUGCAGAGGUGCAAAGUUCAGGAGUUUGUUCUGCUCUCCCUGUCUGCGUCCAUGUACACAAGCCAGAAACGCUAUGGCCUGGCCACCUCAGAACGCAGCAGGGCGCCGCAGGAGGAAAGCUUCUUUGAGGAGAACCUCAUCAACUUGGGCCAGGACCAGAUAUGGAGCGAGCACCCACUGCAGAUCGAGCUGCUCAAGCUCCUUCAGGUGCUGAUUGUCUUAGAGCACCACCUGGGCCAGGCCCAGGAGGAGGCCGAGAGCCAGCCUGAGCUGUCCCGAGAGUGGCGGCGGGCCCUCAGCUUCCAGCAGGCCAUCAGUGCCCUGCAGUAUGUGCAGCCUCACCCCCUCACCUCCCAGGGCCUGCUGGUCUCAGCCGUGGUACGGGGUCUGCAGCCCGCCUACGGCUACGGCAUGCACCCUGCCUGGGUCAGCUUGGUCACCCACUCUCUGCCCUACUUCGGGAAGUCCCUGGGCUGGACUGUGGCACCCUUCAUAGUACAGAUUUGCAAGAACUUGGAUGAACUGGUCAAGCAGUACGAAAGCGAAUCUGUGAAGCUGUCUGUCAGCAUAACAUCCAAGAGGGAAAACGUUUCCCCAGAUUAUCCGCUGACUCUUUUGGAAGGCCUAACAACCAUUAGUCACUUUUGCCUUCUGGAACAACCCAACCAAAGCAAAAAGACCACCUCAGUCAGUGACCCCACCAACCUGAGAAAUGCCAAGAACGCCAUUCUGGAAGAGCUACCUCGGAUUGUGAACACCAUGGCACUUCUGUGGAAUGUUCUCAGAAAAGAAGAGACUCAAAAGAGACCCGUCGAUCUUCUCGGGGCCACCAAGGGGUCGUCUUCAGUUUACUUCAAAACCACCAAAACUAUAAGACAAAAAAUUUUAGACUUCUUGAAUCCCUUGGCAGCCCAUCUUGGGGUUCAGCUGAUAGCAGCUGUUGCAGCAGUAUGGAGCCGGAAGAAAGUUAAACGCCACAGUAAAGUGAAGAUUGUCCCUGUGGCUAGUGCAUCCCAGCUUCCCCUCGUUGACUUAGUUUGUGCCCUCAGCACCCUGAAGACUGACGUGGUGCUGCACUUGGUUAAGGAAGUGGUCAAGAAGCCACCGCAAAUUAAAGGGGAUGAGAAAUCGCCCCUGGUGGAUAUUCCUGUGCUGCAGUUUAGCUAUGCUUUUAUCCAAAGGCUCCCAAUUCCAGCCCUGCAAGAGAACUUCCCUUCAUUGUUGGGUGUAUUAAAAGAGUCUGUGCAGUUGAAUCUAGCUCCACCUGGAUAUUUUCUGCUCCUCAGCAUGCUGAAUGACUUUGUAACAAGAACUCCCAGCUUGGAAAGCAAGAAGUAUCAAAAAGACCUGCAGGAAGUCACUCAAAAAAUCCUAGAAGCCGUGGGGAACAUCGCUGGUUCUUCCCUAGAACAGACUAGCUGGCUGAGCAGAAAUCUGGAGGUGAAGGCCCAGCCUCAGAUCUCUUUGGAAGAAUCUGACGCUGAAGAAGAGUUGUCGGAAGCUGCUGCAGCUUCUUCGAUGGUGUCUGCAUCUGCCCCUUCGGUGUACAGCGUGCAAGCCCUCUCUCUCCUGGCAGAGGUUCUGGCGUCUCUCCUGGACAUGGUUUACCGAAGUGAUGAGAAGGAGAAAGCCGUGCCAUUGAUCUCACGUUUGCUUUACUAUGUUUUUCCUUACCUGCGCAACCACAGUGCCUACAAUGCUCCCAGCUUCCGCGCUGGGGCUCAGCUUCUGAGUGAUCUGAGCGGUUACUCCUACACAAAACGAGCCUGGAAGAAAGAAGUCCUGGAAUUAUUCUUGGACCCCGCUUUCUUUCAGAUGGAUACCUCUUGUGUUCAUUGGAGGUCCAUUAUUGAUCAUCUUCUGGCUCAUGAGAGAACCAUGUUUAAAGAUUUAAUGAACAUGCAGAGCAGUUCUUUAAAGCUGUUUUCAAGUUUUGAGCAGAAAGCCAUGCUGUUAAAGCGCCAGGCUUUUGCCAUCUUCAGUGGAGAAUUCGAUCAGUAUCACCCUUACCUUCCACUGAUACAAGAACGCCUGACAGACAAUCUCAGAGUCGGACAGACAUCCAUAGUUGCUGCUCAGAUGUUUCUGUUUUUCAGAGUUUUGCUGCUGAGAAUAUCUCCUCAACAUUUGACUUCAUUAUGGCCAAUAAUGAUCUCUGAAUUGAUUCAGACAUUCACACAACUUGAAGAAGACCUGAAAGAGGAAGAUGAAUCUCUGAGAAACAGCAACAAAACAAACAGAACGAAAGUUUCUGCCCCUGAUGGAAAUGGACCCUUAAAAGGAGAGAUCCCCGCAAACGAACUCAUCUUAUAUUUAUCAGCUUGCAAAUUCUUGGACACAGCACUGUCUUUUCCACCUGAUAAAAUGCCGCUAUUUCAAAUUUAUAGGUGGGCAUUUGUUCCAGAAGUGGACACAGACGGUUCUGCCUUCCUGUUGGAGCUUGAGGAACAUCACCAAGAAUGCAAACCCCAUACUGUUAGGAUACUACAACUUCUAAAGUUAAAAUAUGGGGAAAUUAACAGCUCUGAUGAGAUAACUGUGAAGAAUGAAUUUCCUCUUCUGCGCCAACAUUCUGUUUCCAGCAUUAGACAACUGAUGCCAUUCUUCAAGACUCUAAAUUGCGCUUUUAAAACCCAAAGUAAACUUCCUGCUGAACCCCCAGCACCUCCAUUCUUAGAGGAUAUUGUCACAGUUAGUCCUAGGGUUUUGGAACAACUGGAAGAAAGUGUUGAACAUGAUUUUUUGGAGCAUCUGGAGUGCUGA